AUUCACUUAAAUUAUUUGUCUCUUUUACUAUCCCAAAGACUUUUAAUUAACAAAAGAUAAAUUUAGCACUUUUCUAAAUUAAAAACACACAGAGAUAUUUAUACUUUACUUUUGAAAAUAACUAAAUUUCUUUUAUGAUAUAUAAAAAAAGUUGAAGACUGACUCUAAAAUCCUAGAUUCCUUUAUCAAGAAAUCAGGAAUUUAAAAUUGGUGAGAUUAAGAACUUGAAAAUCUUAUGCUAUAAUUGGAUAUUACAUCCUAAAAUUAUGUUGUUUUAAAAAGAUAUUUCCAAAAUAAAUUGAUAAGUUAUAGUAAAAAGUCUAUAAAUAUAUGUCUGACUGCAUACAGUCAACCAAUUUAUACACGUUUUAUUAAUAACACUUUGACCAGAAAAAAAAUAGUUUACACUAUAUUAGUAUAAUUGUUUGGAGAAUAGAGGUCAAACGGUUUCAAAACGUAAAUGUAUAGUUUUGUGGCCUGUUAUCAUUAUUACUGACCAAGAGUAAGAGAGAAGAAUGCAAUCGUCUAAUGAAAAAGCCUCUAAACUUUUGAGUUUUCUUUUGAUUAUAGUAUUUGUUAACCAUGUAUUUUGCGACGGAAAUGGAACCAUCUCCGAUUUGAAUCUCACAGUUAGCAUAUCUCCGCAUCCAUUACCUGUAGAGACAAGCUUCAAGAUUCCUUCUCCAUUACCUGUAGAGACAAGUUUCAAGUUUCCUUCUCCGUUGCCUGUUAUCCCUCCGGGUGGUGAGAAAAACUUCGGGAAUGGAAAGAUAGAUCUUGGAGGUCUUGAGGUGAUCCAAGUCUCCAUCUCAGAGUCAACGUCACAGAGGGUAUGGAGAGCAUUCGAGGGAGGGCCCGACAACAUGGGAGUCAGCAUCUUUGAACCCAUCAAUCUUCCUGCUGGUUUCUUCACACUUGGUUUCUAUGCACAACCCAACAACCGUAUGCUUUUCGGUUGGGUUCUUGUUGCAAAAGACGUAUCCGGGAAUAACUUGAGACCACCAGUUGACUACAUGGAACUCGGUAACACUACCUCAGUCGUCGUCAAGCAAGAGGGGCCAGCAUAUUUUUGGCAGCCUUUAUGUCCCAACGGGUAUGGAGCGGUUGGCGUGUUUGUCACUACUUCUCCGGUGAAGCCAUCUUUAAGACAAGAAACAAUAAGCUGUGUCAGAUCGGAUCAUACGGAACAGAUGAGCGAAGCCGAUGCAUGGGUAUGGGGGAUAGAAGGAGUUACUGUUUCUAGUUUGAGACCUGCAAACAGAGGAACAGAGGCAGCUGGUGUGUACACAGGGACAUUCAGCUUUCAGCAACUAAAUUUUCCUCUUCCGUCUUUGUCCUGCCUGAGAAAUACAAAAUUUGACUUGUCUAGCAUGCCAAGCCAAGAUCAGACUAGAGAUUUAUUUCGAGCCUAUUCUCCUUUGAUUUAUUUUCAUCCGAAUGAGGAGUUCCUUCCUUCCUCUGUCGAUUGGGUUUUCUCCAACGGUGCCUUGUUAUACCAGAAAGGUAACGAAUCUAACCCCGUCCCGGUUCAACCCAACGGUUCAAACCUUCCUCAAGGCGGCUCGGACGAUGGCUUAUACUGGAUGGAUUAUCCAGCCGAUGAGAGUGCCAGGGAAAGGGUUAAGAGGGGAGACUUAGGAAACACAAAAGUGUAUCUACACAUCAAGCCAAUGUUUGGAGGCACUUUCACUGACAUUGUCGUCUGGAUAUUCCUUCCUUUCAACGGCAAUGCCCACCUCAAGAUUUUAUUCAUGAAGAGCCUCUCCCUAGGGAAUGUCGGUGAACAUAUUGGAGAUUGGGAACACGUUACCUUGCGGAUCAGCAACUUCAACGGCGAAUUGUGGCGUGUCUACUUCUCUGAGCACAGUGGAGGAAGUCUAGUGGAGGCAUGCGAUCUAGAGUUCCAAGGUGGAAACAAGCCUGUGGCUUACGCGUCUUUUCACGGACACGCAAUGUUCUCAAGACCCGGACUCGUGUUGCAAGGCCAAGACGGGAACGGCAUAAGGAAUGACAUGGCGAGAAGUGACAAGUUCUUUGAUACUAGUACUGGUUAUGAGGUGAUUGCAGGACAAGGAAUCGUGGAGCCACCGUGGCUAAAUUAUUUUAGGAAAUGGGGACCAACCGUCCAACAUGACCUUGAAAAGACCAUUGACGGUUUUGCCAAGACAUUGCCCGGAUUUUUGCGUAAGAAAUUCCGUGAGCUCACUGACAAAAUACCACAUGAAGUCCUUGAAGAAGAGGGUCCCACUGGACCCAAAGUCAAACAGUCUUGGAACGCUGAUGAAUAAUAUUCAUUCACUCAUUCCUGUCUCGGAUCCUCAUAUUUAAUUAAACUAAAAUAAAUAAACAAACUACAUUGGCUAUUUGAU
Brassica rapa (field mustard) is the source of this 2369-nucleotide messenger RNA. RefSeq lists its product as uncharacterized. The record is from RefSeq and is a predicted model, not a curated record. Lineage: Eukaryota; Viridiplantae; Streptophyta; Magnoliopsida; Brassicales; Brassicaceae.